Molecule: messenger RNA, 390 nt
Organism: Osmia bicornis bicornis
Lineage: Eukaryota; Metazoa; Arthropoda; Insecta; Hymenoptera; Megachilidae
Product: secreted RxLR effector protein 161-like
Exons: 1
Coding region: 1-390 (129 amino acids)
Source: RefSeq, a predicted model, not a curated record
AUGGAGAAAAGACCAUACAGAGAACUCGUCGGAGGAUUAAAUUAUCUUGCCAAUGCAUCCCGACCGGAAUAUCGCUUUUGCCGGCAUCAACCCUUAGUCGAUUUAACUCAAACCCAGGAAAAAGCGCAUUGGGACUUGGCAAAAAGAGUAAUCAGGUACCUGAAAGCCACCUCGAACUAUACAAUAAGUUACCGAAGAGACAACGAAAAACUCAUAGCGUAUUCGGACUCCGACUGGGGAGGCGAUGUGGAUGACCGCAGAUCGUGCACCGGUAACUUGUUGAUCUUAGCCGGUGGACCGGUUAGCUGGAAGUCGAAGAAGCAAAAGUCAGUAUCACUAUCAACAAUGGAAGCGGAAUACGCAGCGUUAGCGAAAGAACUAAAGAGGUAG